This is a messenger RNA of Plasmodium fragile, 438 nucleotides long. RefSeq lists its product as uncharacterized. The record is from RefSeq and is a predicted model, not a curated record. Gene Ontology annotation, molecular function: protein binding. The transcript has 3 exons. Gene Ontology annotation, biological process: spliceosomal complex assembly; mRNA splicing, via spliceosome. Bases 1 to 438 code for a protein of 145 amino acids. NCBI's taxonomy places the organism in Eukaryota, Apicomplexa, Aconoidasida, Haemosporida, Plasmodiidae. Gene Ontology annotation, cellular component: Prp19 complex; post-mRNA release spliceosomal complex; U2-type catalytic step 2 spliceosome.
AUGAACGUGAACAGCAAAAAGUUGCAGGUGAAGAACAAGAACGCAGCGGAGGUGCAGGUAACCGCGGAGCAGCUGAUAAAUGAGGCACUGGACCUGGAGGAAGUCGAGCAGAAGGUGAACUACAACCUGAUUGACGAGGAUGAGUUGAACGAAUACAAAAUAAGUAAGAGAAAAGAGUAUGAAGACAAAAUAAGGAAGAGAAGAUACCUCAUUAGCACGUACAUAAAGUACGCCCUCUGGGAGGUGAAGCAAAAGGACAUUAAAAGAGCAAGAUCCAUAUUCGAAAGGGCAUUAAAUAUAGACUACACAAAUGUAAAUUUGUGGUUAAAAUAUAUAGAAUUGUUCCUUCAACAUACAGUUCACAUUUUGAGUGCAACAAAGGCGUGGUGGUCCCCCUUGUUUGUGCCAUUUUGGAGAAUUUCCGAAACGGCUUUUUAA